AUGAGUACAUGUAUACGUGCAUGUGGGCAGUUGUAUUCGGACUUUGAAUCUAUUCCGUUCGGAGGUGGCGUAAGUGAAUUUUCCUAUCACAUCAUACCCACUGCGUGGUGAUUGUUUUGACAGUUUCCUAUCAUACCAAACCCACUGCCCGGAACUGCCGACAUGUCGCUUCCGACGACGAUCACAGCAAUGCACGUGAAGGACAUCCGCUACCCGACAUCCAUCCAGCUUGACGGCUCGGAUGCCAUGCACAAGUCCCCGGACUACUCGUGCUGCUAUGUCAUACUGGAGACUGACGGCCCUCUCACCGGACAUGGGCACACCUUCACUGUGGGAAAAGGAACUGACGUCGUGUGUUACGCCGCCGACAUCAUGAAGAAAUACGUGGUUGGGAGAAAACUGGACGCCAUUUUCAACAACUUUGGUCAGUACUGGCACGAGGUGACGUGCGAUGACCAGUUCAGAUGGAUCGGACCGGAAAAGGGUGUCACUCACAUGGCGACUGCUGCCGUCAUGAACGCGAUAUGGGACCUGUGGGCAAAGAUCGAGGGAAAGCCUCUUUGGAAGCUACUAGUUGACAUGGACGCGGAACAACUGGUCAACUGCAUUGACUUUAGCUACAUAGAAGAUGUUCUCACCAAAGAGGAGGCAAUAGGUAUUCUCAAAGGAAUGGAUGCGACAAAGGCAACAAGAGAGGCAGAAAUGCGAGAAACUGGAUACCCCAUUUAUACCACGUCUUGUGGGUGGCUGGGUUAUAGUGACGAGAAAAUCACCAAGCUUGCAACAGAGGCAAUGAGCCAAGGUUUCUCUAGAUUUAAGAUGAAGGUCGGACAGGACGUAAAAGAUGACAUCAGACGGGCGGCAAUAUUUAGGAAGGUGAUCGGUCCGGACAGGAUAUGGUGUGUUGAUGCUAACCAAGUGUGGGGUAUCCAGCAAGCGAUUGACUGGAUGACGGCCCUCGCCCCGUACAAGCCACUGUGGAUCGAGGAGCCCACCAGCCCGGAUGACAUUCUGGGACAUGCGGCCAUUGCCAAGGCGCUGAAUCCGCUGGGUAUAGGUGUCGCUACGGGGGAGAUGUGUCACAACAGGGUGAUGUUCAAGCAGUUCCUGCAGGCGGGGGCACUCCAGUUCUGUCAGAUUGAUGCUUGCAGGCUCGGGGGAGUCAAUGAAGUGAUCGCUGUCAUCCUCAUGGCGACGAAAUUCAACGUACCCGUGUGCCCCCACGCGGGAGGUGUCGGUCUGUGCGAGCUGGUGCAACACUACGCCAUGUUCGACUACAUCCGGUGUUGCGGCACGCUCGAGAACCGCAUGACGGAGUUUGCCGAUCACCUACACGAGCACAUGUGUGACCCGGUAGUGGUCCGCAACGGCCAUUACAUGCCGCAAAAGGAGCCCGGUUUCCUCGUAGGGAUGAAAGCCCAGUCGCUGAGUGACUACGAAUACCCUGUCGGUGCCGCCUGGCAGAAACUUUUCGACGAGGGCGUGUUCAAGCGAGACCACGCCCACGAGAAUAAUUAAUAUUCAUAUGCAAUAAUAUGUUCGAAAGAGACCAUGCCUACGCUGAUAAUUAAUAUUCACGAGCAUAUUAUGUUCAAGAGAGACACCGCCCACGAGGAUAAUUUAUAUUCAUGAGAAUAAUAUGUUCAAGAGAGACAACGCCAACGAAGAUAAUUAAUAUUAAUUAAUUAAUAUUAAUAUGCAAUCAUUUGCUUAAGAGAGACAACGUAUUCGAGAUUAAUUCAUAUUCAAAUGCAUAACUUAUGUUUCAACGAAUCCGCACAUUAAUAUUCAAACACACCAGUCUGUACCAGUGAAACCACGCCUUCGAGAAUAAUUAAUGUUUAAAUUAUAUAAUCUGUAUGAUGCACUUAUAAACGCAAUUAUACAUGUAAAGAUACCGAGAAGAAAAGAUUCAAAUGCUGAUAAAUUUAUUGAGCAAGUUC
Dreissena polymorpha is the source of this 1943-nucleotide messenger RNA. RefSeq names its product mitochondrial enolase superfamily member 1-like. The record is from RefSeq and is a predicted model, not a curated record. Gene Ontology annotation, biological process: carbohydrate catabolic process. Bases 163 to 1518 code for a protein of 451 amino acids. The transcript is spliced from 16 exons. Gene Ontology annotation, molecular function: L-fuconate dehydratase activity; magnesium ion binding. NCBI's taxonomy places the organism in Eukaryota, Metazoa, Mollusca, Bivalvia, Myida, Dreissenidae.